Spea bombifrons (plains spadefoot toad) is the source of this 2593-nucleotide messenger RNA. RefSeq lists its product as uncharacterized. Gene Ontology annotation, cellular component: plant-type cell wall. Gene Ontology annotation, molecular function: alpha-L-arabinofuranosidase activity; xylan 1,4-beta-xylosidase activity. Lineage: Eukaryota; Metazoa; Chordata; Amphibia; Anura; Pelobatidae. The transcript has 15 exons. Gene Ontology annotation, biological process: xylan catabolic process; arabinan catabolic process. The coding region runs from base 117 to 2360 and encodes 747 amino acids. The record is from RefSeq and is a predicted model, not a curated record.
UUUCCCAGAAUCCUUGGCUUGCUGUAAGGCAGUAGGAAGUUAAGCAGUGCAGAGUACGAAGACGAUGACUUUUGAAUUAUUAUCUUACGUCCGCUAUUGAAGUCAAAGAGUAAGACAUGGGUCAGGCUAACAUCCUGAAUGUGGUGAUAGUACUGACAAACCUCGUCAUAUCCCAUGGACAGCAGUAUCCGUUCAUGGACCCCUCGCUGCCAUGGGAUCAACGUGUCAAAGACCUGAUAGGACGUCUAAGUCUUGAGGAGAUGGUGCUGCAGUUGGCAAGAGGAGGUGCAGGCAGGAAUGGGCCGGCUCCUGCUAUCCCGCGACUUGGGAUAAAGCCUUAUUCCUGGAAUACAGAAUGUCUAAGAGGAGAUGUUCAAGCACCGGGCUGGGCAACAUCCUUCCCCCAGGCUUUAGGAUUGGCUGCAUCCUUCAGUCCAGAGCUGGUUGCCCGAGUGGCAAAUGCUACUGCUACUGAAGUCAGAGCCAAGCAUAACUACUUUAUGUCUGUCGGGAACUAUGAUGACCAUACAGGGCUCAGCUGCUUCAGUCCUGUCAUUAACAUCAUGCGGCAUCCACUGUGGGGGAGGAACCAGGAAACCUAUGGGGAGGACCCUUAUUUAAGUGGAGUCCUUGCAACAGCUUUUGUCAAGGGAUUACAGGGAAAUCAUCCGCGUUAUGUGAAGGCCAAUGCAGGAUGCAAGCAUUUUGAUGUUCAUGGGGGCCCUGAAAAUAUCCCAGUUUCACGGUUUAGCUUUGAUGCCAAGGUACUGGAAAGAGAUUUACGAAUGACUUUCCUACCGCAGUUUCAUGCAUGUGUCCAAGCUGGGACCUUUAGUAUUAUGUGCAGCUAUAACAGGGUCAAUGGGGUCCCAGCUUGUGCCAACAAGAGGUUGCUGACAGACAUCUUGCGCUCUGAGUGGGGGUUUCAGGGCUAUGUAGUAAGCGACGAGGGUGCUGUUGAAUUUGUUAUGUUGGCGCACAGAUAUACAAGCAGCUUUCUGGAGACCGCAGUCGCAACUCUGAAUGCUGGUUGUAAUCUUGAACUAUCCAUCAAUCUGGCAGACAACGUUUUCAUGCAAAUUAAAGAUGCAGUGGUGGAUGGUAACAUCACAAUGGAGACUGUAAAAGAAAGACUGUAUCCAUUGUUUUACACCCGCAUGCGACUGGGAGAGUUUGAUCCACCAGACAUGAAUCCAUACAGCUCCUUAGACUUAAGUUCUGUUCAGAGUCAAGAGCACAGAGACCUUGCCAUAGAGGCUGCUGUCAAGAGCCUUGUCCUGCUGAAGAAUCACUUGGAAAUUUUGCCCCUAGAUUUGGAGAAUAUCAGAGGGAAAAAGAUAGCGGUAAUUGGACCUUUCGCUGAUGACCCCCAAGGACUCUUUGGAGACUAUGAACCCCACCCAUAUCCUCAGUAUAUCUUCACACCAAGGGGUGGUCUUGAAAUGCUUCCAGUAAAUGUGAGCUUCGCUGCAGGAUGCAAUGAUGCACAGUGUAAAAAGUACUCCCCUGAUGAGAUAAUGGCAUUGGUGCAAUCUGCUGACAUCACCAUAGUGUGCCUUGGUACCGGUGUCGCUGUAGAGACUGAAGGUAAGGACCGAUCUGACCUAUUGCUACCGGGCCACCAAGCCGACCUUCUGAAGGAUGCUGUAGCCUUUGCUGGAGGGCACCCGGUGAUCUUACUCUUAUUUAAUGCUGGACCGCUGGAUGUUUCAUGGGCCCAGAGCAGCGACGGUGUACACGCCAUCUUGGAGUGCUUCUUUCCUGCGCAAGCUGCUGGUGUUGCAAUUGCUAAAACCUUAGUGGGGGCUGAUGGAGCAAACCCUGCAGGCAGACUGCCAGCCACAUGGCCAGCUGGAAUGGAACAGGUGCCUGCCAUGGACAAUUACACCAUGCAAGGCCGGACAUACCGUUAUUAUGGCAAACAGGUGCCUCUUUAUCCCUUUGGAUAUGGCCUUUCCUACACCAGGUUUCAGUACAGUGACCUGGUAUUGACUCGUACCUCCCUGCCCAUGUGCGAGACACUGCAGUUGUCCGGCAAGCUGUAUAAUUCUGGUAUCAGAACAGGGGAAGAGGUCGUGCAGUUGUACAUCAGCUGGUCUGAUGCCUCUGUGCCGGUUCCUCGUUUGCAGCUUGUGGGCAUUAAGCGAAUUCUGGUUCCAGUUGGCCAGUAUGUAAAGCUCUAUUUUUCAGUACAGCCCGAGCAACGAGCAGUAUGGACUGACAAGUGGAUGCUGGAACCUGGUGAAUUCUCUCUUUAUUUUGGAGGUCAACAGCCUUUCCAAGAUGUAACCGUCCCAUCCAACAUCCUGCACGCCAACUUUACCGUUGAGGGGAAAGCUCAGCCUCUUAGCACCUGCUAAGGUACUUAUUCUCCCCACUAGGUGGACAUCUUUGCAUAGAAAAAUCAACAUGCCCACCUAUUGGACAAGAAUGUGUUUUACAGAUGACAAUAGCGAACAACCUUGGACAAUCUUUCUUUUGUAAAAACACUGUAUAAGACGCUCUUCCUUUUCCUGUGCAUUCUUUUAAAGGCUGUCAUACCUAUUCAAAUGGAAUGAAAGGGAAAUAAACUUUAUUUUAGAUUAGGUCAUUA